GGGAGAACCAUCAGAGCAGAGAAAAGCUGUGGACAUUCACAAGAUGGUGAAGAUGCAGUGGAGUCUGUUUGUGUUCAUUGUGAUGGGUCAGUGUUCCUCCAUUGGGGGUCAGCUGUAUGACUACCACUUCAUUGGAGAGAAUAAGACCUGGAAAGAAGCCCAGGAGUAUUGCAGAAAGAACCACACUGACCUGGCCACAGUGUCUAACCAGACAGAUAUGAAGAGACUCCUUAACUCCACGACUGCACGGUAUGCAGACGGAGCCUGGAUUGGGCUGCAAGAAAACACAACAAACAUCGUGUGGCGCUGGUCUCAGCCAAGGGUGGAGUUCAACAAGAGUGAGAGUAACUGGUAUCAAGGACAGCCAAAUAAUGUAGACGAUCAGGAGAUCUGUGUGAGGAUGAAUGGUGGGACAUGGGAUGACGACUCUUGUUCUAACAGCUAUGAAUUUAUCUGCUAUGACGAAAACAGAAAAUCUGGGAAAACAUUUUUUAUCAGUCACAACAAGAUGAACUGGCCAGAGGCUCAGAGGUUCUGCAAAGAAAAUUACACUGACCUGAUCAGUGGAGUCAAACAGCUAGAAGACUUCAAGACACAGCGCCAGAAUGAUGCAGAACCUUUCUGGAUCGGCCUGUUCAGACACUGCUGGAGUUGGUCAGAUGGGAGCAGUUUCUCUUUCAGAUCCUGGGAUAAAGGUCAACCUGAGAAGACAGGUGCUGUGACUACGUCUAACAAGAAAUGUGCUACGACUACGUUAGAUGGAAAAUGGAGCUCAGAUGACUGUGAUAAUAAAAAACCCUUCUUCUGCAACUGUCAGAGUUCCUCCAUUGGGGGUCAGCUGUGUGACUACCACUUCAUUGGAGAGAAGAAGACCUGGAAAGAAGCCCAGGAGUAUUGCAGAAAGAACCACACUGACCUGGCCACAGUGGCUAACCAGACAGACAUGAAGAGACUCCACUACAAUCUACUGUAUCCAGCCGGAGCCUGGAUUGGGCUGCACGACAAAACACCAAACUUCGUGUGGCGCUGGUCUCAGUCAGGGGUGGAGUUCAAAGAGAGUGAGAGUGAAUGGUCUCCAGGACAGCUGAAUAAUGUAGGCGAUCAGGAGAACUGUGUGAGGAUGAAGAAUGACAUAUGGGAUGAUGACUCCUGUACUACAACCUAUAAAUUUAUCUGCUAUGACGAACACAAGAAAACCGGCAAAACAUUUUAUAUCAGUGAUGAUAAGAAGACCUGGCUAGACGCUCAGAGGUUCUGCAGAGAACAAUACACUGACCUGAUCAGUGGAGUCCAACAGAUAGAAGACUUCGAGACACAGCGCCAGAAUGAAGCAGAACCUUUCUGGAUCGGCCUGUUCAGAGACUCUUUCUGGAGUUGGUCAGAUGGGAGCAGUUUCUCCUUCAGAUCCUGGGAUCAAGGUCAACCUGAGAAGACAUGUGCUAUGACUACGUCAGAUGGAAAAUGGAGCUCUGAUGACUGUAAUAAAACCAAACCCUUCUUCUGCUACAACGAUUCAGUGAUCCUGAUCAACCAGAGCAUGAUCUGGGAGGAUGCGUUAUACUACUGCAGACAUCACCAUGGCGACCUUGUCUCCAUCACCAACCAGGACGAUCAGCGCUGGGUCCAGGAGAGAGCCAAGAUGGCCUCCACUCCCCACGUGUGGAUGGGACUGCGCUACACCUGCACUCUGGACUUCUGGUUCUGGGUCAGUGACGAGACGGUCCACUACAAGAACUGGGCCCUCCCCCAGUCUGGGAACGACUGCAACAUGUCUGGAGCCAUGGACCGAAAUGGAACUUGGGUCAAAUUGAUCGACGAUGACCACCAGCUUAACUUCAUCUGUUCCAAGUAAAAACCAGCAGAAUGUAACUAAGUACAUUUACUCAAGUACUGUACUUCAGUAAUAAUGUUGGUGAGAUGAGGCACUUUACUUAUAGCUCAAAGUUAAUAUUUCAACUAAGUUACAUUUUAACAGUGUGGGAUUAAUACUUUGACUUAAGUUAAGGAUGUGUUUUAUUCAUUUACUCACUUUGUUUGCAGUGGUGUGACGUUGACAUACUGUGUGUCCUCUGGGAUUAUUGAAUGGCAUUCUGGGAAAUGUAGGAACUUAUAUCUCAAAGUAAAUAUUUCA
Molecule: messenger RNA, 2131 nt
Organism: Perca fluviatilis (European perch)
Lineage: Eukaryota; Metazoa; Chordata; Actinopteri; Perciformes; Percidae
Product: macrophage mannose receptor 1-like
Exons: 7
Coding region: 44-1852 (602 amino acids)
Source: RefSeq, a predicted model, not a curated record